AAAGGAAAGCCCAGUUGCUGUCAUUGGGAGUGCUGGCUCACACAUACUCCUCUUCAUCAGGCUUGACCUCUCAUUUCACCUGUAAUCACAAUGACUCAUUAAAGAAGGAACUAGCACCUUGCCCUUAGAGACAGAAAGUGGUCUUAGAAACAGCGUCCCUCCCCUUUGAGAAAAUGACUCCCAAGAAACAGGCCUACAGAAUCUGGGACAUCUGCCAGAAGACUUUUUAUCUGAGGAACAACCAACUCGUGGCUGGCUAUUUGCAAGGCCCUAAUUCUAACCUAGAAGAGAAAAUUGACCUGGUUUCCAUUGAUCCUCAUUCUGUACUUUUGGGGAUCCAUGACGGGAGCCUGUGCCUGGCCUGUGUCAAAUCGGGUGAUACAGUCCUUCUCCGGUUGGAGGCAGUGAACAUCACAGACCUGAACAAGGAUAGAAAUGAGUCCGAGCGUUUCACUUUCAUCAAGUCUGAAAACGGUUCCACCUGCAGCUUUGAGUCCGCUGCCUGCCCUGGCUGGUUCCUCUGCACCCAGGCAGAGCCCGACAGGCCAGUCAGCCUUUCCAACACUCAAACAGAGGCCAUCAUCACCAAAUUCUACUUCCAGAAGGAAUAACUCCAAGAGGACUGCCUACCUUCAUUCCUACCCUAUACUGUCUCCCUUCCUUGCUGGCCUUCCCCGGCAAGGAAGACCUUCCCUCACUCCUGGGCCUAGAAAUCCCCAUCUUUUUCCAUUGCUGGCCAUCCCAAGGUAGCAGUGCCAUGAAUACUGUCAUCUCUGAGCCAGCCCAUUGAGGAAUGAGUAUUGGACUGGAAAUCAGGAGACUUGGGUCCCUGCCUUGCCACUUUUUACUUAUGUGACCUUGGACAGGUAGCUUCAUUUUUCUAAAUCUCAGUUUCACCAUCUGUAAAAUGACUAGGUUGGAGGAAACAACCUCUGAGACCUCUUGCAGCUCCAAAGUUAAUCUGAUUCUAAGCUCAGCUAACAAUGUGUUGCUUGAUUUUCCUUUCUCUGGGUCUCAGGGUCCCCUGCUCGUCCCUCAGGAAAAGCAAGCCUGCCCCACCAAGGAAUAGCGCCCCAGGAGAACAUUAGGAGAUGAUAAAGGCUCAGAUCUGUGAACUGGGCAUUUUGGUUUUUGGGGGGUUUUUGUAUGUCUUGUGACAUACUACAUCAUACUUCAAUAAAAACCUUGAAAAAUCA
Vombatus ursinus (common wombat) is the source of this 1196-nucleotide messenger RNA. It is a transcript of the gene IL1RN, whose product is annotated as interleukin 1 receptor antagonist. The record is from RefSeq and is a predicted model, not a curated record. Gene Ontology annotation, biological process: negative regulation of interleukin-1-mediated signaling pathway; inflammatory response to antigenic stimulus. The coding region runs from base 174 to 611 and encodes 145 amino acids. The transcript is spliced from 5 exons. Gene Ontology annotation, molecular function: cytokine activity; interleukin-1 receptor binding; interleukin-1 receptor antagonist activity. Lineage: Eukaryota; Metazoa; Chordata; Mammalia; Diprotodontia; Vombatidae.